Paramuricea clavata is the source of this 1870-nucleotide messenger RNA. The record is from the annotation of a GenBank genome assembly. NCBI's taxonomy places the organism in Eukaryota, Metazoa, Cnidaria, Anthozoa, Malacalcyonacea, Plexauridae.
AUGGCUUCAAAGACACAAAGCAAUGAACCAGAAACACAACUGGUAGAGGACGAAGCUCCAUUGGAAUUAAAAGACGGGUUAGGAACAAGUCUGAUACCCGAACAAGAUGUCUGUGUCGCAGACAAACAAGAGGACCAAUGGAGUGUAGGUAGUUUGGAGUCACAAGGACAACAAGCUCGACCUCGAACAAGAAAGGCUGUCUCGGCGAGCCUGGAGAACCUCAGAAAGAAGCGAAAUCGUGCAGGUGAGGCUGUGAAAGCCAGAAUUAGCCGUAUAGACCAAUUAUUGCUAGAACAAUGUACUGACAUAGUGAAAUUAACAGCCAGCAAGGAUGGCUCGAACAUGGAUAUGGAUAAUCUAAAACGCUUUCAUAACGAAAUAUCUGAUUUAUUAAUGCUUAAUUCGGAUAAUGAAUUUCCUAACGAAGACCAUGAAUAUUUUGAUCGUAUUUGUGAUAAUUACUUGGACUGUUGUGCAGAUGUUAAGACAAAAAUUAAUGAUUUAACACAAGAAAGAUUUGAAAUGCUGACACAGAGAUCUCACAAAUCUAGUACAAAGAGCUCUAUCUCUAAAUUAUCCAAAGUCUCUUCAAUAUCAUCGAGACAAGCUGCAGCAAAUGCCGCAGGACUUAAGCAAAGGAUGACUAGCCUGAUAAGGCAGCAAGAAUUGGAGAGAAAGAAAGAAGAAUUACAACUUCUUCAAAGAGAGUUGGAACGACAAGGAGAGCAAGAAAGGCUACAAGGUGAGAUUAAUGCUGUUGUAGCAAUACAUGAUACACUUGUAGAAGACACAAAGUUACCUAGCAACAAUUAUCCAAGUAUACCCCCACCUAUCCACGAUCACCCAAGUAUAUCCCCACCUAUCCACGAUCACCCAAGUAUACUCCCACCUAUCCACGAUCACCCAAGUAUAUCCCCACCUAUCCACGAUCACCCAAGUAUACCCCCACCUAUCCACAAUCACCAAAGUAUAUCCCCACCUAUCCACGAUCACCCAAGUAUACCCCACCUACCACGAUCACCCAAGUAUACCCCCACCUAACCACAUAAUUAUCAAGUAUAUCCCCACCUAUCCACGAUCACCCAAGUAUACCCCCACCCAACCACGAUCACCCAAGUAUAUCCCCACCUAUCCAUGAUCACCCAAGUAUAUCCACACAUAUCCACAAUCACCCAAGUACACCUCCACUUGGCAAAAAUUACUCAAGUACACCACUACCCUACACACCCUCAACCAAUCUCAACCAGCAAACCAAUCAAGAAUUGUUACCAAUCAAUCCAAAUACUAUACAGCCGAGUACUAAUUAUCAAGAUCCAAGGAUUGGUCAAACAAGUCAAGUUAAUACUAAUGAAAAUACAAACGUUGGUAGUGUUGCCACACAGUUAGACCCAAAAAUCCCUGCAUUUCAACCCACAUCUAUGUCCGCAUCUCAGCUAACCCGACCUGCCCCUCAUUCCACUAAUAUUAUGGAACAGAUUCAAAGAGACGGUGUAGAGAUUCAAAGACAGCAAAUAGAACUGAUGAAGAGAAUGUCACUUCCUGCCCCUAAACCACCAGUAUUUAGUGGGAACAUCAUUGAGUUCCCUAAAUGGGUCUCUGCAUUUGAUGCCUUAAUUGAAGAAGAAGCCACUAAUAUUAUGGAACAGAUUCAAAGAGACGGUGUAGAGAUUCAAAGACAGCAAAUAGAACUGAUGAAGAGAAUGUCACUUCCUGCCCCUAAACCACCAGUAUUUAGUGGGAACAUCAUUGAGUUCCCUAAAUGGGUCUCUGCAUUUGAUGCCUUAAUUGAAGAAGAAGCUGUGAAGCCAGGCCACAAACUGUAUUACCUCGGAGAAUACACUUCAGGAUCCGCGCAGAAGAUGAUAAACGG